Molecule: messenger RNA, 1561 nt
Organism: Pocillopora damicornis (cauliflower coral)
Lineage: Eukaryota; Metazoa; Cnidaria; Anthozoa; Scleractinia; Pocilloporidae
Biological process (GO): peptidyl-tyrosine sulfation
Cellular component (GO): Golgi apparatus
Molecular function (GO): protein-tyrosine sulfotransferase activity
Source: RefSeq, a predicted model, not a curated record
UUCAUUAUCAUCACACAAACACAUCUCUUCGAUACGCUGCGAUUCAUUAAUUGAACUAUGAAUCGAAGGUUAUGGUGUGUGAUUACUGUACUUUCUGUCGUUGCUCUUGUAUUUGUAAUGUCAACGAAUUAUAAGGACUUACUUGUCAGAAAACUAGGGGGAAGGAAAGGCUUACGCCGAAUACGACAAUAUGGGAUCAGAAAUGAGGAUAAACUUAAUCGUGAACUGUAUGACGGUGUGGAAAGUUUUCUAAUGUUCAUCGGCUAUCCUCGCAGUGGCCACACCCUGGUCAGCUCCUUGUUAGACGCUCAUCCUAACGCCUUGGUUGCAAAUGAGUUUGAUGUAAUUGGUGAAUGGCAAAAGUGGACUAAAACCAACAGAAACAAGUAUUACCUAUUUGACCAGCUGUACCUGAACUCUAAAAUGGAAGCUGAUACCGGUUACCGAUCGGCCACGGUCCCACAUCGGUUCAAUUAUUCAGUGCCAGGCCAAUGGCAGGGAACAUUUAAUCAGAAGAUUUUGGUAAUGGGAGCUAAGAAGGGUGGUCAUACAACCAGACGGCUUAUGAAACGAGAGAACCUGAAAGUACUAAAAGAAAUUCACCAAGUUCUCAAACUCCCGAUGAAGUUUCUUCAUGUCAUCCGAAAUCCUUACGACAACAUUGCAACCAUGAUGCUAAGAGAUCUGAAAAAGAGACCGGACGCCGGAGAGAAGAUCAAUGAUACCGAUAAUUUGGAUAAACAAAUAGCAAAAUAUAUGGCUUUGGCGGAAAAAAACAAUCAACUAAAGAAAGUUCUCCCUGGGGAAGUUCAUGAGAUCCACAGUUCAGAGCUGAUCAAAGAACCAAAGAAAAUUCUGCUGGGAAUUUGUCACUUUUUACACCUCACUUGUUAUCAGAAAUAUAUCGAGGAUUGUUCUAAGAGAAUAUAUCCAGAGGCCAGUAAAACGCGUCACAAUGUGAUUUGGACAGAUCAGCAAAAGGAAAUGGUUAGAAAAGAACUGCAAAGAUUUCAAUCCACAAGAGGCUAUGAUUUUGACGAUUGAAUUUUCUUCUAAGGCCUUUACUAGGUAGAAUUAGUGAAAAAUGUGGUUUUAAAUUUUAAGCGAUAGAGAUCAAAAUCUCGUUGUUCUUGUUCUAAUGGACAGUCAACACCAUCUCAUUCCCUUUAAAAGUUUAUCGAAAAAGAGAUCAGGGACCGUUCGCUUCCGUGGGGGUAGGAAGAGGGUUUUGGGGGGGAUAACGUGGUUUGAAAGGGAAACGAAGGAGGAAUUGGUUGUCGUUAACAGAGUUUAAAGGGGGGGGGGAUGGGGCUAUAGAAAAUUGACUGCCAAUUAACUUUCCUAGCAAUAAAUAAUGACUGAUUACUAAUACCAAGAUUUACAUUGGAGUGUUUCAGCAUAAUUGUAAAUAGGACUUAGCUAAGUGUUGGUCCUACGCGUUACUCAUUUGUGUGGCAUUCAUUGUUAUCAGUUUUCUUUACCUAGCUUAACCGUGAAUGUAUUCGGUUUUUCAUGUAUUUUAUGUGUAUUUAUCGAUAAAAGAUUACUUCACAUUUUUAAA